AUGGAUAAAGACUUCCGUUAUUAUUUCCAGCAUCCCUGGUCUCGCCUGAUUGUGGCUUAUUUGGUGAUCUUCUUUAACUUCUUAAUAUUUGCCGAGGACCCAGUUUCUCAUAGCCAAACUGAAGCCAAUGUUCUUGUUGUUGGAAACUGUUUUUCAUUUGUAACAAAUAAAUACCCUAGAGGAGUUGGCUGGAGGCUUUUGAAGGUGCUUCUAUGGCUACUUGCCAUUCUCAUAGGACUAAUAGCUGGCAAAUUUCUGUUUCAUCAGAGUUUGUUUGGUCAGGUACUCCGGCUGAAAAUGUUUCGAGAGGAUCAUGGGUCAUGGAUGACAAUGUUCUUCAGCACAAUUCUCUUUCUCUUCAUAUUUUCUCACAUAUACAACACGAUUCUUCUAAUGGAUGGGAACAUGGGAGCAUAUAUCAUUACUGACUAUAUGGGCAUCCGAAAUGAAAGUUUCAUGAAAUUAGCUGCAGUAGGGACCUGGAUGGGGGACUUUGUCACGGCUUGGAUGGUCACUGAUAUGAUGCUUCAGGACAAACCCUAUCCUGAUUGGGGAAAAUCUGCAAGAGCUUUUUGGAAGAAAGGAAAUGUUAGGAUCAUUCUGUUUUGGACAGUUCUUUUCACUCUGACUUCUGUAGUUGUACUUGUCAUUACAACUGACUGGAUCAGCUGGGACAAGCUAAAUCGUGGAUUUUUGCCCAGUGAUGAAGUGUCCAGAGCGUUCUUAGCAUCUUUCAUCUUGGUCUUUGACCUCCUCAUUGUGAUGCAGGACUGGGAAUUCCCACAUUUCAUGGGCGAUGUCGAUGUAAAUCUCCCUGGGUUGCAUACUCCUCACAUGCAAUUCAAGAUACCUGUCUUCCAGAAGAUUUUCAAGGAAGAGUAUCAUAUCCACAUAACAGGUAAAUGGUUUAAUUAUGGAAUCAUCUUUCUCGUCUUGAUUUUGGAUCUUAACAUGUGGAAGAACCAGAUAUUUUAUAAACCUCAUGAAUAUGGACAAUAUAUUGGCCCAGGGCAGAAGAUUUAUACGGUGAAAGACUCAGAAAGUUUAAAGGAUUUGAACAGGACCAAGCUCUCCUGGGAGUGGAGGUCCAAUCAUACCAACCCUCAGACUAAUAAAACCUAUGUUGAGGGAGAUAUGUUCUUACACAGCAGGUACAUCGGGGCUAGCCUAAAUGUCAAGUGUCUGGCCUUUGUUCCAAGUUUGAUUGCUUUUGUGUGGUUUGGAUUCUUCAUCUGGUUCUUUGGGCGCUUUUUGAAAAAUGAGCAAGGCAUGGAGAACCAGGAUAAAACUUACACUCGCAUGAAACGAAAAUCCCCUUCGGAACACAGCAAAGACAUGGGAAUUACUCGAGAAAACACCCAGGUGUCAGUGGAGGACCCCUUGAAUGACCCUCCUCUGGUUUGCAUCAGGUCCGAUUUCAAUGAGAUCAUCUACAAGUCUUCCCACCUAACAUCGGAAAACUUGAGCUCACACUUGAAUGAGUCUACGAGUACAACAGAGGCUGAUCCGGAGCCAACUACUUCUAGAAGUUCUCCUACGAACUAG
Molecule: messenger RNA, 1545 nt
Organism: Elephantulus edwardii (Cape elephant shrew)
Lineage: Eukaryota; Metazoa; Chordata; Mammalia; Macroscelidea; Macroscelididae
Gene: TMEM117
Product: transmembrane protein 117
Exons: 7
Coding region: 1-1545 (514 amino acids)
Biological process (GO): intrinsic apoptotic signaling pathway in response to endoplasmic reticulum stress
Source: RefSeq, a predicted model, not a curated record